GGCCUUCUAUCUCACUCACUUGACAGCCAGAGACCGACGGAGGGCCGGAGCUUUAAAGGGGUGGGGAGAAAAAAAAAAAAAAAAGAACCCCGCGUUGGGCCGCGCGUAAGAGCUGCUCGUGGCCAUGGUGGAAUCCGGACGGAGACUCCUCCGGUGGUAAGAGGAGGAAGUCCCCUUUCUGUUGUUGAGCUGUUUCUGCCUCUGUUACUUCAUCACAACAGAGACAAGAAGUUUCCCUGCAUAACGUAAGUGGACACACAAUGGUGGAUUAUUACGAAGCGCUGGGGGUGCCCCGCAAUGCCUCUCCAGAUGACAUAAAAAAGGCGUACAGAAAGAAAGCCCUGCAAUGGCACCCAGAUAAAAACCCAGAUAACAAGGAAAAUGCUGAGCAGAAAUUUAAGGAGAUAGCAGAGGCCUACGAGGUUCUGUCUGACAAGAGCAAGCGUGAAGUCUACGACCGCUAUGGCAAAGAAGGGCUCAUUGGUGCAGCUGGUUCUGCCGGUUCCAGGGCUCAGCCAGGACCAGAAUUCACUUUCACUUUCCGUAGCGCCCAUGACGUCUUCCGAGAGUUCUUUGGAGGGCGAGAUCCAUUUGCUGACUUUUUUGAUGAUCCAUUUGCAGACUUACGUGGACCUGUACCCCGGCAUCCUGCAGCAGGGCCUUUCUUCUCCCCUUUUCCUGCAUCGGAGUUCUUCGCAACUUCGCUUGGUCCGGGGCUCAAUGCAGGGAUGGGCUUCCGCUCUGUCUCCACUUCAACAAGGUUCAUCAAUGGCAAGCGCAUCACUACCAAAAGGAUCAUUGAAAAUGGACAAGAGAAGGUAGAAGUGGAAGAAGAUGGAGAGCUGAAAUCCAUCCAGAUUAAUGGCAUCCCAGACGACUUGGCAUUAGGCUUGGAACUGAGCCGGCGCGAGCAGCAAGCGCUACAAAACCGCGGGCCGCCAGCAUCUCCUUCAGUGACAUCACCUCAACACCCACCGCCCAAGCGCCCAUCCCCGAGCUCCUCCCCAGUGAUCCUGUACACAGACAGUGAUGAAGAGGAUGAGGAUCUUCAGCUUGCCAUGGCCUACAGCCUGUCUGAGAUGGAGGCCAAGAGCCAGCACAGAGCAGGUGUGUUCUGAGUCUGGAAGAGCCAUGGGGAUUGCCUCUCCAGCAUUCGUUCUCGUUGAAGGCUGCUCGGGCCUGGACUUCACUUUCUGUUCUCUCCCUGAACCUGUUGGGGGGGACUGGCAAGUGCCGAGUGUGUUUGUCUCCCCUUCUUCCUGCUGCGUAGCAUGUAGCAAUCAAUGGCUCAGGCAGGCUAUAGCCUGUUUGCCGUAGAAGUAGCUAUCUUGCUGCUCCAUGGAGCCAAGGCCUUUUAUACUUGUGAGCCCUCUUCACUGAUGCUCAUUGCCCUCUUAAGAGAGCCUGGCUGAAGAGUUGGGGGUAGUCUUGAAUGGUCUGUCCAGAGAGGUAGUGGUGGGUUAAGAAAGCCAGAAGCUCCUCAUAGGCAUGGGCCGCAGCAUCUUCUUUAGCUGCCAGGGACACAUGGCAAACACCAUUUGGGUUUGGAGAGUCAUAUGAAUGGGGACAAUCAGUUUUGUUCAAGCACCAGGGUAGGCUCUCAUGUUGUGAAAAGGCAACCUUGGCCCCUUUCCCAACCCACCAUAAUAUAUAGAAUGAUACCUGAACUCCCAGAAUUCCUACCUAGCACAAUGGCCCUGCUGUGAGAGAACUGUGGGAGUUGCAGUCCCGGAACAUGGCAAGGCUGCUCUAAAGCCAAGGGCUAGACAUGAAGUUUCUCCCUUAGAGCAGCAAGGACUCUUCCAGACCAGUCACUGCAAAGAGAGUAAGUCGGACUCUCUUGGUAGCAAGGAGAGGGCUAGGUCUGUGGCUCAUCCUGCCCCCCCACCCCCCAGCCCUUCUAGCAAAAUUCUCUUGAAAUAAUGACUACAGAUAACAUAUCCCCAUUCAACAUGUCUGUAACUUGGAGUGGAUCUGGUCUCUUUUGUAAUGCAGAGUGCUGGCCUGGUAUAUAAAAUGGAAGACAUUUAUCAAUAAACUUAUUUGCAA
This is a messenger RNA of Notechis scutatus (mainland tiger snake), 2049 nucleotides long. RefSeq names its product dnaJ homolog subfamily B member 2-like. Gene Ontology annotation, biological process: protein refolding; positive regulation of proteasomal ubiquitin-dependent protein catabolic process; ERAD pathway. Gene Ontology annotation, molecular function: Hsp70 protein binding; ATPase activator activity. Lineage: Eukaryota; Metazoa; Chordata; Lepidosauria; Squamata; Elapidae. The record is from RefSeq and is a predicted model, not a curated record. Gene Ontology annotation, cellular component: cytosol; endoplasmic reticulum membrane.